Trypanosoma brucei brucei TREU927 is the source of this 1314-nucleotide messenger RNA. RefSeq names its product mannosyl-oligosaccharide 1,2-alpha-mannosidase IB, putative. Gene Ontology annotation, cellular component: membrane; endoplasmic reticulum. Gene Ontology annotation, biological process: mannose trimming involved in glycoprotein ERAD pathway; endoplasmic reticulum mannose trimming; carbohydrate metabolic process. The transcript has a single exon. The record is from RefSeq and is a predicted model, not a curated record. Gene Ontology annotation, molecular function: calcium ion binding; mannosyl-oligosaccharide 1,2-alpha-mannosidase activity. The coding region runs from base 1 to 1314 and encodes 437 amino acids. NCBI's taxonomy places the organism in Eukaryota, Euglenozoa, Kinetoplastea, Trypanosomatida, Trypanosomatidae.
AUGAAAGGCGCUCAGUUUUUGAAGAUGCCGUGUGUGCGUGUUUUACUAGUUCUCGUGAGGGUAUUUUUUGUCCAUCUGCCUUCUUUUGCUUUUGGGGAUGCGUUUCCUGUGAAUGGUGCGCGAGGAGGUAACAGCCAGGGCUACAAUACCGAUGGCAUGCAUCCUAUUCAAGCUGAGAUGCUUCCUUAUGUGCGUGACAUGAUUGACCACGCGUUUGGUUCAUACAUCAAAUACGCCUUUCCCAAAGAUGAAUUGUGUCCUGUGAGUGGUACUGGGAAGAAUACGAUGGGUGGCUAUGGCUGGACCCUUAUUGACUCUCUCGAUACACUAGCAAUUGCCGGGUUUCACAAAGAAUUUCGUCGCCACGCGAAGUGGGUGGAAGAGCACUUGACCUUCGAUAUUGACGAAUCAGUGUCGGUAUUUGAGACGACUAUUCGAGCUCUUGGAGGUCUUCUGGCUGCUCACUUCAUGUACGAGGAGGGCAUAGUCCCAAUUAUCCCUUCGGAGCACGACUACAACGGCGGGUUCUUGCGGCUCGCUGUGGAUCUUGCAGAUCGUCUGAUGCCCUGUUUUGACACGCCCACUGGGAUACCAUAUGGAAAGGUUAAUUUACGCAGUAAAAGUAAGGAAAUGUGGAUUUCGAGAUCAAAUACAGCUGAAGUUGGCACGAUGUUAAUGGAAAUGACGGUACUGUCGAGGAUCACAGGCGAUGAAAAAUACGAGCGUGCGGCGCGGCGUGCAUCUGAGGCUCUUUUUGCGGCCAGAGAUUCUCAAACUGAGCUUAUGGGGACGUAUGUGUCUGUGAGUAGUGGCGGUUUUUCCUCUUCGGAGUCUUCUGUUGCAGGGAACAUUGAUAGCGUCAUUGAAUACUUUAUCAAAUCACAUAGUAUGAGUGGGGACAUUGGGGACUGGGAGCGGUUCGAGAGGACUGCGAGAGCUGUGAACCGCUAUGUGCGGAAGGGUGGAAUGCUGCUAGCAGCUAGCAUGUAUAGUGGACGGCGGCUGCAGACGUCCCAGGAAUCUUUGUCAUCAUUUUUUCCUGGGAACUUGGUUCUUGGCGGCCAUCUCCACGAGGCUGUAGAAAGUUCGUGGCCAAUUCAUACGUUCUUCAAACAUUUUGGCGUUCUGCCGGAGAUAUUUUCCUUGGAAUCUGGCGAGCCGUCGUGGAUAUCACAUGACUACAUUGGUCGACCUGAGCAUAUCGAGUCUCUGUAUAUGCUUUACCGUGCAACACGAGAUCCUACAUACCUCUUGAUGGGAAAAGAACUGGCACUGGCCAUUAACUUGCCUGCGUUGAGCUGUUUUUUUUUUUGA